AGAAAGAAGCGGAGUGGAAGGAGCGAGAGACGCUUGAAGCGGCACACCGCAUUAAAACGAACCUUUCAACCCUCCCGGACUUGAUCUCAUGCGCAGCCAGGAUGGCACAGUCUGCCGUCAGAAGUUUGAUGCGGCGUUUCUAGUCACAGUUGGAUUUACUUUGGACUCUUGGUGAAUUUGCGCUGCGCUGUAAACUCUGACGUGUGCCGUUUUGAUAGUUCUGCUUCUCUGCGUUUUGGACGGACGGAGAGGCUUUUUCGCCGCGUCCUCCCCUUCGGGUGGAUUUGAGAGAAAUGAGUGAGAGGAGGCGAUCUGCCGCAGCUCUGAGCUCGAGAGCCCACGCUUUUUCCGUGGAAGCCCUGAUCGGCUCCAACAAGAAGAGGAAGCUCCGGGGCUGGGAGGAGAAAGAGCUGGAGUUGUCCAUGGAGAGCCUCGCCACGGACGGAGAGGACCAGGCGCACUGUCUGGAUAUGGACCCGGACUCGGAGGCGAGUCCCGGCUCCGACGGAGAGGGUCUGGCCGAGAGGACGUCGUGCUCAUUUGGCUCACCCGCCGACUUGGCCCCCGGCCCCUGCAGUGACCCGUCGCCCCCGACCUCCAUGGAGGAGAUCCAGGUGGAGCUGCAAUGCGCAGACCUGUGGAAGCGCUUCCAUGACAUCGGCACAGAGAUGAUCAUCACUAAGGCCGGCAGGAGGAUGUUUCCUGCCAUGAGGGUAAAGAUCGCAGGACUGGACCCUCAUCAGCAGUAUUACAUCGCCAUGGACAUUGUGCCUGUGGACAACAAGAGAUACAGGUAUGUGUACCACAGCUCGAAGUGGAUGGUGGCGGGAAACGCCGACUCCCCGGUGCCUCCACGGGUCUACAUCCACCCAGACUCCCUGGCCUCAGGAGACACCUGGAUGAGGCAGGUGGUCAGCUUCGACAAGCUCAAACUCACCAACAACGAACUGGACGACCAGGGACACAUCAUCCUCCACUCCAUGCACAAGUACCAGCCUCGUGUUCACGUCAUCAGGAAGGACUUCAGCAGCGAACUCUCUCCAAACAAGCCGGUGCCGAGCGGCGAGGGAGUGAAGACCUUCAGCUUCCCCGAGACCGUCUUCACCACCGUCACCGCCUAUCAGAACCAGCAGAUCACCAGACUAAAGAUCGAUCGCAACCCGUUCGCCAAAGGAUUUCGGGACUCCGGCAGAAACAGGACCGGCCUGGAGGCUAUCAUGGAGACUUAUGCUUUCUGGAGACCUCCUGUGAGGACGCUGACGUUUGAAGACUUCACCAACAUGCAGAAACAGCAAGGUGGAAGCACAGGAACUUCUCCCACCACCUCCAGCACAGGAACCCCGUCCCCCUCUGGUGCGGCGCACCUCCUGUCCCCCUCCUGCUCCCCUCCCACCUUCCACCUUGCUCCCAACACCUUCAAUGUGGGCUGUAGGGAAAGCCAGCUCUGCAACCUGGGCCUGUCUGAGUACCCAGCCUGUGCCCGCAGCAACAUGGCGGCCCUGCAGGGCUAUGGUGGCCUGGCUGACAGUUCCUACGGACGCCUCCAGGCUGCAGGGGGCGCUGUGGCCUCUGCUCAGUCUUCUGAAUCCUUCCUGCCACAGAGGACUUCCUCCUUGAUUGCUGCUGGUAUGCAGGGUGGCGCUCAUCCAUCCCUGACUGGUGGCAGUGGCGGCAGUGGCUCCGGAGGCAAGAUGGACACCUACGGUGGUCAGCUCGGCUCCUUCCCAGCCUCGCAGCUUCAGUACGUGAUGCAAGCCGGAGGCGGUUCGAGCGGAGCCUCAUCCUCCUCAUCCGGAUCCUCCCCAUCCUCCGCCCACAUGUUCAGCGGGGGCCACCACCACGUGCAGCAGGGCUCCUACAAUGCUUUCUCCCUGCACAACCCUUACAACCUGUACGGAUACAACUUCCCCACCUCUCCUCGCCUGGCCGCCAGCCCGGAGAAGCCUCAAGGAGGUUUGCUCUGCUCCUCCUCGUCUGCUGGGGCCUUCGCUGAGCGUCAGUACCUGUCCAACGGAGGCAUGGACACGAUGCACAUGAUUGGCAACCCCACCGGUGGCCAGCAGGGCAGCGGCUCCUGUGACGGUCGUCAGUAUGGCUCCUCCUCUCAGAUGUCCAUGCACAUGGUGUAGAAACCGACAUCGAACCUCACAGUCCGCCAUGUUUUUAAAGUUUUUCAGGUGAGAAGCAAAUCCCUCAUCGAUGAACCCAGUUUGGCAUCAAUGUCAAACAGGUGUUUUCACAUGAAAUGUUAACGUACUGAAGUACAAACAAACCUUUCAGAAAAGGAUAUCAUCUCAUGUUUUUGUUUUUAAAGACUCCCCGCCACUUACAAAGCAAUAUAGUGGGAGUCAAAGUAUUAUUAAAUUAUCUAUGUAUUAAUAAAGUGAAAAAUUGGGAGAGCAACUUAAUGCUCUUACAGUUUCUGACGGGAAACCAACAACAAAUGGUGCGAGGAGAGAGAGGAGCCCACACGCACUGCUUCAGGAGGAUUAUCAGUUGUGAAUAUGUAGCGGUGCAAUAGCAGCAAUAGCCUCUUCAAGUGACUCACUCCUGAUUUUGGGGACUCAAAGGCCAUCGGGUCACGACAUCCUGUAACCAAAGAGUCUUCACUGGGAUCCAGAAGUUUUUGACUUCACGCAGCACUUGAGUCGUAUCAUUUUAGAAAUGUCAAGGGGUCAGCGCUGCGUCCGUCAUGGUCUGAAGUUUGGGCCGGAAUGAAAGGGACAACUGGACAAGAUUACAGAGUGACUCACUGCUCUACAUAUACGCAGGAGCGUGCACAGGGAGGUAUCUGUGCGCUGCGGCGGACCGGGUCGAUGUGCCAAACACGCUGAACACAACACAUGGACGCAGUAAGUCAAAGAAGUGUAGGUCAGGUCGACAGAGGGAUUACGUCUUCAUCCUGAAAACUCCCAGCGGUGUGGACACGAGGACAUCAACCCGCUCUCCUCAUAGACUGGAAUGGUUUCACUAGGUUUCACUAGGUUUGAGUGGAUUAUGUUUUAAGCAUAUUAUAUAUAAAUAAGAUGGCAAAUGCAAUCAAUAACAUAAGCUUAACGGUUGUUGUGUGAAAAGUUGUAAAAGAAGCAAUAGCAAAACAGAGUUUUUGUUUUUGGUGUGUUGUAGAGAUGUGUAUUUAAGUGCUGAGCAAUAUAACGAUUUUACAGGCCCAUCGGUGAUCAAAUGUGUGAAAAAAAGGGAAAUAGCAAAAUGAUUAUUCUUUUGAGGCAUUUAAAAAAUGUAAAUACAGGUGCCAAGCACAUAAAAAGCUCAAUAAAAUGUUUAAUUCA
This is a messenger RNA of Platichthys flesus (European flounder), 3290 nucleotides long. RefSeq names its product T-box transcription factor 15 (gene tbx15). Gene Ontology annotation, molecular function: DNA-binding transcription factor activity, RNA polymerase II-specific; RNA polymerase II cis-regulatory region sequence-specific DNA binding. NCBI's taxonomy places the organism in Eukaryota, Metazoa, Chordata, Actinopteri, Pleuronectiformes, Pleuronectidae. The transcript is spliced from 8 exons. The record is from RefSeq and is a predicted model, not a curated record. Bases 294 to 2129 code for a protein of 611 amino acids. Gene Ontology annotation, cellular component: nucleus. Gene Ontology annotation, biological process: regulation of transcription by RNA polymerase II; cell fate specification; positive regulation of DNA-templated transcription.